UUCUUUUAGUGGCCCCGUGCGUCGAUCAUGGACUUAUCUACGGUUCAAUCAGUCGCGGUACUGAUUGGCAAGAUAUACGGUAUUUAUGCGGUGGGUGCCAUGACGUUGGCAGCGGCCGUUGCCGUCCGACAGGAAUAUAAGAUUUGGCAACCGUCCAGUUUGCCGUCACUGUCAAUCUGGGGAAUGAUCAAAGUGUUUUGGUUCAAUAUCGUAUGGUUCGUGUUGUGUUUGGUAGGUUCCAUCCUGAUUAGUGCAAAAUGGUGUCUACAGUUGGGACGUUCCGAUAUUGAGUACGAAGGCAAUCAAUGGGUCGAGGCGACCGUCGCACGAAUCUGUGUGACUCUUUUCGUCGGACCCGUCCGAGUCGACGGAACGGAACAUUUACCACCGAACGAUAAGAACCCCGCACCAGUGUACGUGGCGAAUCACGAAAGUCAAAUUGAUGUCGGCGUCGUCUACUACCUGGGACGGAGGUUCAAAUGGAUCGCCAAGCAAUCGGUCCUGUACCUGCCCGGAGUGGGUCAAAUCAUGUGGCUAUCCGGCCACGUGCUGAUUCAACGACAAGGUCGGAACAAACAGUCCGUAUCCAACCUGUUUGAGAAAUCCAACGCGGCGGUGCAAUCCGGGGUGCCCAUGUUUUUCUUUCCGCAAGGCACGCGGUGGAUUGCGAAUCGACGAGAGUUCAAGGACGGUGCCUUUAAGGUUGCCUUGGACAAUAAAAGUACACUGAUUCCGCUGUCAAUUGGCCUUCCUCGCAACGCUUGGAAUUGUGCCUAUCCAGUCAGUUUGUUGUGGGGACGAUCGACGCCGGAACCGAUCACGAUCACGGUGCACCCGUCGAUUCCCGUGAAAGGUACCGAGUCUCGCGACGAGUUGAAGCAACGGUGUUGGGAUCAAAUAUAUAGCGUCCUGGUCCCACCAGUGUCGACUUCCUCCGCAACUGCCGGUGGCAACGACUCCGACAAGAAUAAGUAAAUGGAACGGCUUAC
This is a messenger RNA of Phaeodactylum tricornutum CCAP 1055/1, 989 nucleotides long. RefSeq lists its product with no specific name. Bases 28 to 975 code for a protein of 315 amino acids. Gene Ontology annotation, biological process: phosphatidic acid biosynthetic process. The transcript has a single exon. The record is from RefSeq and is a predicted model, not a curated record. Gene Ontology annotation, molecular function: 1-acylglycerol-3-phosphate O-acyltransferase activity. Lineage: Eukaryota; Bacillariophyta; Bacillariophyceae; Surirellales; Neidiaceae.